Molecule: messenger RNA, 1479 nt
Organism: Lynx canadensis (Canada lynx)
Lineage: Eukaryota; Metazoa; Chordata; Mammalia; Carnivora; Felidae
Product: multiple epidermal growth factor-like domains protein 6
Exons: 10
Coding region: 1-1479 (492 amino acids)
Molecular function (GO): scavenger receptor activity
Source: RefSeq, a predicted model, not a curated record
AUGAGCCCCUGGGGACUGCCCCGCGGUCCCGUCCCCCAGCUCGGAUGGCAGAGGCACAGGCAGGUGUCUGUCAGUGUCUCCCCACCUCCGGCUGACGCUGGGCGGGGGCUGCACGGCUCAGGGUGUCCCCAGGGCUACUUCGGGCCGGGCUGCGGGCGGCGGUGUCAGUGUGAGCACGGGGCAGCUUGUGACCACGUCAGCGGGGCUUGCACCUGCCCGGCCGGCUGGAGGGGAACCUUCUGUGAACGUGCCUGCCCGGCGGGCUUCUUUGGACUGGAUUGCCGUGGCGUCUGUGACUGUGUCGCCGGAGCCUCCUGUGACUCCGUGAGCGGCUCCUGCCUCUGCCCCGCCGGCCGCCGGGGCCCCCGCUGUGCCCAGGCCUGCCCAGCCCACUCCUACGGACACAACUGCAGCCAAGCCUGCACCUGCUUCAACGGGGCCUCCUGUGACCCUGUCCACGGACGGUGCCGCUGUGGCCCUGGCUGGAUGGGUUCCACUUGCCUGGAGGCCUGCCCCUCAGGCCUCUACGGCGAGAACUGUCAACAUUCCUGCCUUUGCCAGCACGGGGGCACCUGUGACCCUGUCUCAGGCCACUGCACGUGCCCAGAGGGCUGGGGUGGCCCAGCCUGUGAGGAGGAAUGUCUCCCGGGACGCUUCGGGGCCAGUUGCCAACACAGCUGCAGGUGCCUCAACGGUGGCCUCUGUGACCGGUACUCAGGCCGCUGCCUCUGCCCAGCUGGCUGGACCGGGGACGAGUGUCAGAGCCCCUGUGCCGAAGGCACGUUUGGGGCUCACUGCGAGGAGCGCUGUGCCUGCCGGCGGGGAGCCACCUGUCACCACGUCACGGGGGCCUGCCUCUGCCCCCCGGGAUGGAGGGGCUCGCAGUGUGAGAACGCCUGCCCGCGUGGCCGGUUCGGAAAGGACUGUGGCCAGCGCUGCCAGUGCCCGCCGGGCGCCGCCUGCCACCACGUCACCGGGGAGUGUCGCUGUCCAGCGGGCCUCACGGGGCCCAGCUGCGAGCAGGCCUGCCCGCCAGGCACCUUUGGGGAGCGCUGUGGGCAGAAGUGCCGUUGUCCCAGCGAGAACCAGACCUGCCACCCCGCCCUGGGGACCUGCACGUGUGCCGCUGGCUACCACGGUUCCGGCUGCCGGCAGCGGUGCCCCCCUGGGCGGUUUGGACCCGGCUGUGAGCAGCCGUGCGGGUGUCUCCACGGGGGCUCCUGUGAUGCGGCCACCGGCGCCUGCCUCUGCCCUGCUGGGUUCCUCGGGGCCGACUGCAGCCUGGGGGAGUAUGGCAGCCACGGUCAGUCGUAUUACAAUCAGAGGCCACCGGAGGGCAUGGCAGCCCGGCCUCCUUCUCAGCCCAGAGGGUGUGCCUGUGCGGAGGGCCGCCGCCUCCAGGAAGGCUUCCCUGACCACCUCCUGCCAGCUGGGCGGGCACUCCCGUGCCCUGGAGGCCGCUGGCCCCUUUCAUCCUGA